This is a messenger RNA of Bactrocera latifrons, 4219 nucleotides long. Its product is annotated as homeotic protein female sterile. Lineage: Eukaryota; Metazoa; Arthropoda; Insecta; Diptera; Tephritidae. The transcript is spliced from 5 exons. The coding region runs from base 710 to 2695 and encodes 661 amino acids. The record is from RefSeq and is a predicted model, not a curated record.
AGGCGAGCAGAAAACGUGUGCUAGCGGAACAUGACAAGCUAAUUAGCAACUAAAAAAAACAAAAACAAGUGGCGAAGAAACACCAAAGAAAAUGUGAAAAAAAAUGUUUAAUAAAAAUAAAAAGAAGUAAAGAAAGUAUUUUGCAGAAACGCCUAACUCAAUGUGUGUGAAUUUGUCUCAGAGACGCAAACAAAGUGUUGCCACAAAGUGAACGCUGACAGUUGCUUGGCAGCAAGUUCCAAAAACCGUUACUUUCGUUUACUUUUCAAAAAGUGACAAAUUUUUUCUAAAAAUCUGCAAAUAGCAAAUAAAAUAUUACGCUUACAAAAACAACAAAGUGCAGUUCGGCAGUGUGUGUAGACAGUGUUUGUGCAUUUACCGUUAACGGCAACAUUACGCGCUCCAGCCACAGCCUUGCAAAGAUUUCCAACGAAUCCAACGGCAUUAAAAAUAAAAACCUCUAAGAAUUGUGACAUACGCACACAAUUCUUCGUACGCUUAGCACAAUUUAAUUAACACAUCGCAUUGCCAACGUUUAGCCGUUGCAUUUUGUUUUUCCUUUAACGGUAUUUCCUGUAGUCCAAAGCCGGCGUUCAGCGCAUAAAAAUUAUCCAAAAUUCCGAAGAAUCCGAGAAAAACACCAAAACAGUCGACACGUACAGCGUCGUCAACCGGUACCGGUGGCAGCAGUGGUGGUGGCACCACUAAAAUGGCAUCGAAACGCAAAGCAUCGGUGCUGCUGCAUAAGGAGACCAUCCCAGCUGCAGCGACCACAACCACCACGGACGCGACCGGUAAUGGUGGUGGCAGUGUCACGGGCGGUGUUGUGGGUAUUGGCGCCGCAGCGGGUUCGGUGGCUGGGAGCGUUGGCGGUGACAACAACACCGAAACGGAUCCCUAUGCCGGCCUAAUGAAGGAUGCCGACAAAUUGAAACUGAUGCUGUUGGCUUGGAAUUAUCAGAAUUCAAAUGCGGUACGCAAUGGCACUGAGGGACCCGAUUUGGGUGUGGUUGGCGGUUUGUGGGCACAAUACCAGAAUGCUUUGGCACAAAAUGCGGCAAAUAACAAAAUGGACAUAUCCUUGUCGCCGGUGCCGCGCACAGAUGUCACAUCACCCAUGGAGGCGCAGGAUGAGACGAACUCGUCGGGGCAGAAGGAGGAAGAUGAAGGCUCUGAGGAUGAUUCGGAUGAUAAACUAGAUGAAAAGUUGGCCACACAUGACCCUGAACGGCUGAAGGCGUUCAAUAUGUUCGUGCGCUUGUUUGUGGAUGAAAAUCUUGAUCGCAUUGUGCCAAUUUCCAAGCAGCCAAAAGAGAAAAUACAAGCAAUCAUCGAUUCGUGUGCACGUCAAUUUCCCGAAUUUAGCGAUCGCUCACGCAAACGUAUACGAACGUAUCUGAAGUCGUGCCGACGGAACAAGAAAACACGCGAAGGCUGGGAUAACACCACCCGUCCAACACCAGCACACUUGACGUCCGUGCAGGCGGAGCAGAUACUGGCGAUCGCCUGUGAGAAUGAGUCCAUGAAUGCCAAGCGUAUGCGUAUCGGCCUGGAGCCCAUCACACAUGCCAUACCAGCGCCUGGUUCAGCCGUCGCCGCAGCUGCAGCAGCAGCGGCAGCAGCUGCCGCGGCCGCCGUGGCUGCCACCAGCUCCGCCACAUCCGUGGGUGGCGUUGGCAAUUCCACCAUCACUUCGGUUUCGGCUGGCGACGCCAUCUCCACCGUCACAACGUCUACGCUGCCGUUUGUUGGCGGCGGUGGUGGCGGCUUCGCACGUUCCACACCCAACUCCGAUGCCGCCGAACCGCUGUCGUUGACACCAGCCGCUGCCGUGGCUGCUGCUGCCGCCGCAGCUGUAGCUGCUUCAACGGCUGGCGCUGGCGGUGGCAGCGGUGGCAUUAACUCAGCGCGCAGCUCACCGUUGGCAUUGAGUUCGAACACGAGCGUAAGUGGCAGCACUAGCGGACUGGACAUAAAGCCGUUGACGGCUGUACUAUCGAAUGGCAAUACGCCAACCAAUGGUACGGUGGGUGGACUUGCCGGUUUGCCUGCCACAAGUCCACUUUAUCGACCAUCAGAUUUCACUUCACCUUCAGCAGCAUCGCCAUUUGUAGCUGCUGCCGCUGCGGCAGUGGCUGCCGGUCGCACGCCAACCUAUCCCGGCUACUUUCCGGGUGUAGCAGGGCUUGGCAAUGUUGCUCCUACUGAUCUCUCCAUGAAACCGUCGUCCACCAGCACAUGUGUUACACUCACCACCGCCCCAACCACCGUCAAUACGAACAACAAUAUCGGCGUGAUGGGUGUCGGCGCACCGAAUCUAACAAGUUUGGUCGCCACUGGUGGUCUCUCCAUCAACAAUAACAAUGCGCUGGUCACCGCCACACAGCAGCUACAACAGCUGCAACAACAGCAACAGCAGCAGCAACAACAGCAACAGCAGCAACAGCAACAGCAGCAGCAACAGCAAGCAAUCAUGGCGACCGGUAUGAAUGCCAAUCAAAUGGUUGGUGGCUCAAUGAACGAUCCCAAUGUGGCUGCGGCUGCUGCCGUACGUCCACCGCCAUUGUUGGCGCAUAAACUGAGUCCCAACGAAAUUACGGCAGCGCGUCAGGUGAUCUCGGCGUAUCGGGAGAGCGCAGCAUUUCUGCUACGCACCGCCGAUCAGGUCGAACAGCUGCUCGUGCAACAACAGUAAUUGACCAAAUUAGCGCAGAGUUGCAUUUUAUUGUGUGGUGAAUAUGUGUGUGUGUGGUUAAUUUUGAGAAUUGAGAGUUUUCAUUUGAUUUUAAUAUUUUUAAAACAUUCAUAAUUUGGGUUUAAGUAGUCGAAGUAGCUUUUAAUUUUUGCUUAGCAAAACGACUUCAUUUGCAUGAAUUUUUGUAGGCAGCAUUUUCUAUAGCAGACAUAAACUCACCAUAGACCUCUCUUAAAUGAGCGGGUUGUUCCUAUUUUAACAGUAAACAAACAACACUUAUAAUAGCAGUAACCAAAAGCACAAAACAGAAAUAGUCAAGUCAACAAAAAACCAAUGAAAAAAAAAUUUAAAAAAAUAGCCAAAGCCAAAUGUUUAAAUGCAAAACUAUGUAAUAAAUAGAUGUUCUACUUGCAUUAAUUUUUUUGAACUAGUAUAGCAGCCAAUAAUACAUAACACCAGAUUUGUGCGACUAGACGCAAAUUUUAUGUGGAUCCUUGAAUACCCCGGCUUCAUUUAGAGCAAUUCGAAUUGAACUUUUGCGAGACUUCACUUUGAACUCUGCAAAAAAAGUUAUAAACUUUUGAGGGUAUAUCUCCCUUAAUUUAGAGCGUAUUGAAUUGAACUUCUUUGACGUUUUACGUUGAACUCAGCAAACUAAAUAGUAGACGCUCAAAUUUUUGUGGUACGUGGAACUUUAAUAUAAGAAAUUGUGAAAGUGGGAAUAUUCUGACUUCUACCUACUGUCGCCACACUAUGCGCGGCCUUACAAUACAGUAUUCAGAUUUUGUAAAGUAUAUUUUAUAUUUCUUUGCAGAAUUUUCUUCUCUUAACAUUUUUUUAUAGCUUUCAAAAGCCUUCUACAGCAGUUUACACAAAAAUAAAUACAAAUAUAAAACUUCGUAACUGUGUUGAGAAUUACAAGCAUGCUCAUACAAAGAGUGAAAUGAAAAACAUAUAGCAAUAAAUUUUGACGUUAUUAAACGCAUUUUUAUGUAUUGAAAAGUAUUUCCUCUAUAUAUUCUUCUUCCAACUUGAUCUUAUAUCGUCUAGAACAACGUUUAGUCACACAAAUCUGACUCAAAACAUAAAUAGAAAAUACGUAUUUACAUUUAAUGUGUAAAUCUCACCCUUGAGACUCAAUACAAAAUCAUAGUAAUAAAAAAAACAAUAGCAAAGAGGGGAACGCAAACGAAAAUAGUCAAAUACAAAAAUCGAGCCACGGCUCGCUAGUGUAAAAUGUCACUUAAAUGAGCAUGAGAUUAUUGAAUUUCCUCUCAAUGUAAAUUUUGUAUGCCAAACAAUGCUUACUUUGUAUUUUUUAUGCAAUUUUUAAACCUUUUAAGCAUUACUUUUCGAAAGUGGUUCAAUAAUGGCUUCAUAACUUGAAACAUUAUGUUUAAGUUAGCAUUAUUUAUAAGCUCUUUGAGAGCGGCAGGCGAAUUAGUAACGAGUUGUGAAAAGGAUUUAUUUAGAGACGAUUUUCUAAAAGAAUUUUUAUUAAUUUUUCAUAAAUUUUCAUUGCAU